AUGGAGUCUCCAGCGUUGCUUAGGAUUCUGCUGAAUUUAGGCAAGUGGCGUCUCAGACGGCGUGGACUCACCCAGUCCCGGACACUUGCUGCUCUUGUGCCCGGCGUGACCCAGGUAGAUAACAAAUCUGAUUUUCUGGGGAAGAAACCUCAUCGCCAGCACCCUGGCAUUCUGCACCUACCGCACGUGCGACUGCCCCAGGCACUGGCUAAUACAGCGCAGUUUCUGCUGCAGGAGAAUUCAGUGCCCUAUGUGGAGAAGCAGGUGCAAGCACUGACCAAUUACCUGUGGAGCCGACACUUACCUGUAGAACCAGAGGAUUUGCAAAGACGAGCUGUGCAUCUUGAGGAAAAAAUUCUGGAAAACGCAGAUUCAACGCAGACAGAGGAGAAACUUCGUGGAACAGUGCUGAGUAUCUUGCGCAGAGUUACUUACCACUGGCAAGAACUGAGCUACAAUGAGGGCCUGAGUUUGCUGUAUAUGGCAGCAAGACUGGAUGGUGGCUUUGCAGCAGUCUCCAGAGCAUUCCAUGAGAUCCGGGCUCGCAUUCCAGAGUUUCAGCCACAAACCUUGUUGGACUUUGGCUCGGGUACUGGCUCUGUCACCUGGGCUGCUCAUAAUACUUGGGGCCAGAGUCUGCGUGAAUAUGUGUGUGUGGACAGCUCAGCUGCCAUGUUGAAUUUGGCAGAAAAGCUACUGAAAGGUGGUUCUGAAUCUGGGGAGCUUUAUGUUCCAGGUGUCUUUUUCAGACAAUUUCUGCCUGUCUCCCCCAAGGUACAGUUUGAUCUGGUGGUGUCAGCCUUUUCACUAAGUGAGCUCCCCAGCAAGGCUGACCGCAGUGAAGUGAUUCAAACUUUGUGGCGCAAGACAAGUAAUUUUCUGAUACUGAUUGAGAAUGGAACAAAAGCUGGACACCGCCUUCUAAUGGAUGCAAGAGACUUGGUCCUUAAGGGAAAAGAGAAAUCACCUCUGGACCCCCGGCCGGGGUUUGUCUUUGCACCAUGUCCCCAUGAACUUCCUUGUCCCCAGUUGUCAGGCUCCAAGCUCCUGGCCUGCAGCUUCUCCCAAGCUUACCAUCCCAUCCCCUUCAGCUGGAACAAGAAGCCAAAAGAAGAAAAGUUCUCUAUGGUGAUCCUUGCCCGGGGCUUUCCUGAGGAGGCUCAUCGCUGGCCCCGGAUCACUCAGCCUGUCCUUAAACGGCCACGUCAUGUGCAUUGUCACCUGUGCUGUCCAGAUGGGCACAUGCAACAUGCUGUCGUCACCGCCAGCCGGCAUGGCAGGGAUUUAUAUCGCUGUGCCCGAGUCAGCUCCUGGGGAGAUCUUCUGCCAGUAGUCACUCCCUCGGAACUUCCUCCAUCCUCUGCUCAGAAUCCUUCUGAUGGCUGA
Molecule: messenger RNA, 1386 nt
Organism: Elephantulus edwardii (Cape elephant shrew)
Lineage: Eukaryota; Metazoa; Chordata; Mammalia; Macroscelidea; Macroscelididae
Gene: METTL17
Product: methyltransferase like 17
Exons: 14
Coding region: 1-1386 (461 amino acids)
Biological process (GO): translation
Cellular component (GO): mitochondrial small ribosomal subunit
Molecular function (GO): structural constituent of ribosome; methyltransferase activity
Source: RefSeq, a predicted model, not a curated record